Messenger RNA from Durio zibethinus, 2134 nucleotides. Its product is annotated as putative pectate lyase 12. The record is from RefSeq and is a predicted model, not a curated record. Gene Ontology annotation, molecular function: pectate lyase activity. Lineage: Eukaryota; Viridiplantae; Streptophyta; Magnoliopsida; Malvales; Malvaceae.
GUUCUUUUCUUUCUUUUUUUUUUUUAAAUUAUUCUUUGUCACAUCAUGGCAGUUUUUAACGCUAAUAUUACACUGAUGACUUCACAUUUUCGAAGGAUUUGCAACCUCCCAAGUUUUGCUUUGCGGUUUUGAAGAACAAGCAAAGCGCAAAGCAAGACUGUUCAAAGAAGGAAAAACCCCAACCUCCCUUCCAUUAUUAUUCCUUCCUUCCCUCCCAAGAUGCUUUCUUUCACCUGCUUUCUCUUAAUAUGCUUUUUGGGUUCUGUCCCUGCCUCUGCCAGAGCUGCCUUCAAUGUUAGCCUCCCUCACCAGCACCCUGACCCUGAAUCAGUUGUUCAAGAUGUUCAAAGGAGGUUAAAUGUGUCCUUAUCAAGAAGACAAGCCCUGUCUGUAACCGAAAAAGACCAAUGCCUAACCGGAAACCCCAUAGACGACUGCUGGCGAUGCGACCCCAACUGGUACAACAACCGCCAGCGCUUAGCCGACUGCUCCAUAGGCUUUGCUCAAGGCACACUAGGUGGCAAAGGUGGCCAGAUCUACACCGUCACCGAUUCCUCCGACCACGACCCUGCUAACCCCAAGCCAGGCACUCUCCGCCAUGCUGUCAUACAAAACGAGCCCCUUUGGAUUAUCUUCUCAACCAACAUGGUCAUCAAACUCAAACACGAGCUCAUCUUCAACUCUUACAAAACCGUUGAUGGCCGCGGCGCCAACGUUCAUAUAACUGGAAAUGGGUGUAUAACCUUGCAGUCUGUAUCCCAUGUUAUUAUCCAUAACAUCCAUGUUCACCAUUGUAAGCCUUCAGGGAACACAGACAUUGCUUCAUCUCCAACUCAUGUUGGGUGGAGAGGAAGAUCAGAUGGUGAUGGGAUUUCCAUUCUUGGUUCUCAGAAGAUCUGGAUUGAUCAUUGUUCCCUUAGUUAUUGCACUGAUGGCCUGGUUGAUGCUAUUAUGGGGUCCACUGGGAUUACUAUUAGUAAUAGCUAUUUUUCUCACCAUGAUGAAGUUAUGCUUUUAGGCCAUGAUGACAGGUAUUUGCCUGAUUCAGGUAUGCAGGUGACUAUAGCUUUUAAUCAUUUCGGACAAGCGUUGGUGCAAAGAAUGCCAAGGUGCCGCCGAGGAUAUAUACACGUGGUGAACAAUGAUUUUACUGCAUGGGAAAUGUAUGCUAUCGGUGGUAGUGCUAAUCCUACCAUCAACAGUCAAGGAAAUCGAUAUACUGCACCAGGGAACCCCGAUGCUAAAGAGGUGACAAAGAGAGUAGAAACGGACGAGAAAGAUUGGACAGAUUGGAACUGGAGGACAGAUGGGGACAUAAUGGUAAAUGGAGCAUAUUUUGUGCCCUCUGGAGCUGGCCUAAGUGCUCAGUAUGAAAAAGCUUCAAGUCUGGAUCCCAAAUCUGCUUCCCUCGUUGAACAGCUCACUGUCAACGCUGGCGUUUUUGGGGAAGCUAGGGAAGAGACUGGAAGCUUUACUGGCGGUGGGUCCAGCAGCACCGGCACCCACAACACCAGUAGUGCAGGGUCCGGUGAUGAUGGUGAUUACUUUGGAAUGAUAUUCGGGAGCAGCGCACCACCGCCUCCACCAGCCACAUCUAUAGCCUUAAUCUGUCUGUCUCUUCUAAUUAUUUUAAUUUUGUACUCUAUCACCAACCAAGGUGCUCUACCACCAUUAUUAUCAUUAUUAUUGUUUUAGAAAUUACAAAACAAAGGAAAAUUUUCGUUGAUGAUUGGGUUCUUAGUCCCCGUCUGAUUUACUUAACACAGAAAGCAGAUGCAUACAGACACAGACAAUAUGUUGCAAUUAAUUGGUUUAAGUUUGAUUCUAGCUAAUGUUUUUACGUAGGAAAAGAAAAGAGGAAAGACAGCAAAAUUUUCAGAGGAUAUGAAUAUGGUGUGGAUGCUGGGGCAAAAUGUUAGAUACCACAUCAAAUUCAGUGUUUUGGGUCAGCUCGUUUCAGCCUUUUUCUAUUUUUGGCUAUUGAUUGGCUUUUUCUUUGGAUAAUAAUAAUGAGCAUUUCAACAUGGCAUGUCUCCUUGUUGGAAAAUUUUCCAGUCUAUCAUAGUAGAUUUUGUAUCGUGACUUUAGAAUCCUUUUUUUCUUAGGCUUUUUUCUUAGGUUUUGAGCGUGCAUG